Molecule: messenger RNA, 1980 nt
Organism: Penicillium manginii
Lineage: Eukaryota; Fungi; Ascomycota; Eurotiomycetes; Eurotiales; Aspergillaceae
Exons: 2
Coding region: 1-1980 (659 amino acids)
Source: RefSeq, a predicted model, not a curated record
AUGUCAGCAACGACGCCUCGCAAGCCUGGAAUUCCCGGCAAUUCCAGCAAAUCAUCGACCGCAGAUCCGCCCUCGACCAACGGUUCCACCACACGAGGACAUGCACGUUCGCCCAGCAACGCUACCAACGGCCUCAACCGUUCUCCCUCCCUUCGAGGUUCAACUCCCGUCUCCGCGCGCGCCGCUGCUAGAAAGCCCGGCCGUUCCAACCUGAGUAUGUCCAACGUCCCGCGCAUCUCGAACGACCCCUCCGAGGAGGAGGCGCGGGCCCAAAGUGCCUCCCUCAUCGAGGAGUUGCGAGAGCAGCUUCAGAAGGCCGAAACAGCCUCCGAGCAAUACCAGAAACAACUAGGUGUGCUACAGAUGCGCCUCGACGAAUCGGUCAGCGAACAAGGAAAGUUGGAGGAUCAAGCUCAUGAGCGAGACAACCGGAUUGAAACGCUCAGUGGUGAGAUCAGAGAACAGGCACGUCAAAUUCGUGACCUCGAGCAGAAUCAUGAAUUAGAACGCAAUGCCAUGCUGCAGGAGAAGGAACAACAGAACAGCCGAGAGGAGGAGUUGCAGGCGACCAUCCAUCGUUUGAAGGAAUCCGCCGCGCAGAAGGAUCGAAUCACCGCCGACGGUGACCGCCAUCAGGUCUCUAGAUCUUCCAGUUUCCGUAAUCGAGCUUCCCCCGAUCUGGAUGCCCAAUUUGCGCCAUCCUCACACCUUGAGCGCAGCCCCUCUCGCAACAACUCGAACCUCUUGCUCCAGAAAGAUAAGGUCAUCGAGUCCCUUCGUCUGGAGUUGGCCGAACAUCAGAUCAAACUGGUUGAGAUGGAGAAUGCAGGCGGUGGCCGGCAACGCGAAUUAGAGAAAGACUUGCUGGAGGCUCGUAUGGCCAAUGCCCGCCUCAUGGAAGACAAUGAAAGCUACCAGCUCCUUCUCAGCGAAAAGACACUUACUGGCGACUUCACUAAAGGUGACUUUAUGCAGCACAUCCAUCCCGAUAAGCAGUCCAGCAGUGGUCUAGGAUCCUUGGCGGAUGAGCUCGAGUCAGUGGAUGAAGCACCAGAGUCUGAUUCGACGGGAAAACCAGAUGGUGGUGAACUCAAGAGUCUCAGAGAUCAAAACAAGGCCUUGACGCUCUACAUCGAACGCAUCAUUAGCCGUGUUCUUCAACACGACGGAUUCGAACACGUUCUGGAUCGCAAUGAUGAUGAAGCUAGCGCAACCCAGUCCUCGGUUGGCAAUGAUAAGGACCUGCCUCCCACGCCUCCUGAGAAGGACGAUGCACCCAGUCAAACCCUCUUGCAGCGAGCCAAAUCUGUGGUUUCGGGCCCUGCCCGGCCCUCAACCCAGCCUCGAUCUCGUCCAACCAGCAUGAUGCCCCCUCCUCUGCCACAAAGCAUCGUCAACGAGAACCCAGAGACUGCCCCCAGCAUUCCGUUCAGAACUCAAUCUGUUCGGGCUAGCCACCGCCGUACCCGCUCGGAGCAAGUUGACCCUAAUGCCGCCUCCGUUGUUGGAGCGAUGUACCGUGGUCGUAACUCUGGAGGUGGGCCCAUGAGUCCAACUGGUAUGGGUCCAGGCUCGCGGCAAAGCAUGUUCUCUGGGGCAGCUAGUUACAUCUCUGGAGUGAGCCGGGCUCCUUCCAUGUCUAGUCAAACAGAUCGUGCCAACCGCAGCAGCUCUCCGAGUGUCACGAGUGACAUUCACGCUGACACCAGCUCUACUGGAGCUACCUCCAGCCCGCCCCGGUCAAGCAGCGGCAUGAACAACUAUACUGGAGCAGUGAUGACCCAGAACAAGUUGCGCCCCUUGCGACUUGUCAGUGACGCUGCUAAACUUGAAGAAGAAGAGGCUGCUCGGAAGAAGGCGAACCGCGCGAGCUGGAUUCCCGGCUGGUUCAACCGACCAGCCAGCGCUGACGAGUCCCAGCAGCCCCAGCAGCAAUCGUCUCCUCCGCCUGCUCCGACCUCCCAGCCUUCACAGCUCUAA